Messenger RNA from Numida meleagris (helmeted guineafowl), 5331 nucleotides. RefSeq names its product mitochondrial antiviral signaling protein (gene MAVS). Bases 348 to 2279 code for a protein of 643 amino acids. The record is from RefSeq and is a predicted model, not a curated record. NCBI's taxonomy places the organism in Eukaryota, Metazoa, Chordata, Aves, Galliformes, Numididae. The transcript has 6 exons.
UUUUUUUUUUUUGAGGAGAAAAAAUGCGUUUUCAAGACAAAAAGUCGCCCGAGUGCAGCCCAUGGCACAGCUGGACCCAGCUCUGCAAACACAUGAGCGCAGGGGCACGGGUCUAACAUGAGGGAAAAGCAAAGUUUUGCUGGGAGUUAAACCUCAACCGUGCCCAUUUAUCGAUAUUUUAUGCGUAUUUUGCAUGUGAGAUUCCCCUUGUGCUCUUUCCCCAGCCCAAGGACUGCUCUGCUCUUCGUGCUGUUUACAGCCCAGGCUGCUAGAGGAGAGGCGAACAGCAGCUCUGCGCCUCAGCUCUGCUCACCUUCAGUCCGUGUCCCUGCAGGCACUGAGCCAGGAUGGGUUUCGCCGAGGAUAAAGUGUACAACUACAUCCUGAGUAACAUGACCAGGUUUUGUAACAUCCACGUGGCGUCGCUGGUUGAUUCCCUGAGCUGCCUCACCGACGCCGACAGGGAUGAGCUUCACACCCGGCAGGAUAUGCGGGGGGUCCGUGCGACGGUGUACAAAUUUUACCAGCACCUGAAGUGCCGAAAGGGCUGGGUGACGGAUCUGAUCAAUGCCCUGCACCAGAACAACGCGGGGCACCUGGCUGAGGAGCUGCAGCAGGUUUAUGACCGCUACCGAGUCCCUUCUCCAGGUGCCUCAGCUCCUCCAAGUCCUUCGGCCCCAGUUUCUCGGCCUGCCGCCUCCUCUGACGGUGCCACGAUGCCGUUCCCAGGGCCAAACUCUGCUGCAGAUGCUCCAGUGGCCAAGCUACCACGCUACAACCCAUCUGCUGCUGGCCAUCCACCUCUCUCACCCGCUGCUGCCACCGCUGCGACCUCAGCUGUGAGCUCGGAUAUUUCCAGCACAGAGCUGGAUGCCAGGGCCCCAGUGCAGGAAUCGCUCCCAGAAAGAAAGAGUCCCCAGCCACCGUUGCCGAUGAACACAGUCUGUGAUGGCAAAGAGAAACCUCUCCCUUACCCCACCGAAGUGCAGCAAGGGGCAGUGGAGACCCCUGGGGCAUCCAGCACAGUUUUAUCAUCGUCUGUGUCCCCUGAGCAGGGCCGGGAGUGGCUGAGCCCACGGCAUCCAGUGUGUGUGGACAAUGGGUGUUUUGGGAACGCAAACCACCUGCAACGCGGCGUGCCAAACUUGAGUUUGGGCAGGUCUCUUCCACCAAGAGAUUCGAGUGCCGCUUCUGGCCCUGAGCAGACCAGGAACGAGCCCCAAGAAGAUGUCUACAUCUCCAGUGAGUUGCCUGUGAGGUUGGUGGAGACUGCUGGCGGUGGGGGAGUAGAGCUCCCAGACUCACUGAGGACACAGGAGGAACAACCUGUGCACAGUUCCAAGCACAGCAGGCCCCCGAGCAGCUUCGUGGAUGUGCGCAACCCCUUGCUUAUACAACAGCAGUUUGAUGCAGAGCAGAAACAGGCUGAGAUGAUGAGAGAACACGAAGGAGGUGGAGAUGUUUGGAAGGAAACAGUCACCUCCGUCUCUGCCCCUGCACCCAGAGGUAUUUCCCCAGUCUGUGACACCUUGAAUCCUCCUGUACGAGAGAAAAUGCAGUCUGGGGAGGAAGCAGCCAGCAGCAGCCCCUUCAUGCCAGAGAAGGAGAAAGUGCACUCGGCAUCAGUGGCCUCCCUGUCAGGUAUGACUGCUGCAGGAAGCUUUGAAGGUGCAGCUGGGAGGACUCCCUCACGAGUGAGCUCUGCUGCCAGCAUCUGGGCAUCUCAUGAUAAUGAGGAGGAAGAUGUGGAGCUCAGCAAGCCAGGUGUCCUCCAAUCUGUGGUAGGAGAGAGCCCAAUGGCAGCUACCAGACACCUUGGCUGCCCCAGUUCCAAUACAUCCAGUCACCAUGGCUUGAGCAGCGACCCGCUCAUGGUGAGCACGGACAGCUCAAGCCCCGGAGAAGCACUAUCCAGAACCACUUCGGGAUGCUGGUCUGCAACUCCAGCAGCUCAUGCAGACCCUGGGGGAGAGGAGGCAGCUGGAGCAAGCCCAUGUCCACCUCUGAGCUGGGGCAGUCCCUCUGUGGGCACCCAUGAGGUCCAUGUGGAAUAUCACCCCAGCGCCCUGCUGGCAGCAGGCAGUGAUGUCCGAGAUGGGGCAGUCUCCUUUGGAAACUCUCCUGACUCAAGCAGGGGAUGUAGUGCUGCAACCAGCUCAUCUCAGGCCGAAGUCCCCACAUCAGGGGACUGCAAUGGGCUGCCUCUGCUGUACGUCCUUCCAGCUGUUGGCAUCGCACUGGUUUCAGUGUUUCUGGUGUACAAGCGAUUGCAGAAAUAGCAGUAGAGAGAAGUUGAGAUGCCACAGCCACCAAAGGGAGAUUCCUCUUUGUAGCAGGAAUUUGGCCAGCAUGUUUGAAACCCAAAUUGCAGCUGGAGGGACUGUAGAGGCUUUGUUAAAUCUCUUUCCAGAAAGUUUCCUGGAAGAGGCCUUGGUUGUGUGAUGCUGUUGGGUUUUGGUCUGUUUCCCCAUUUUCCAACCACCUUCCUGUCUGUGCUGCCUUCUUCUUUUUCACCCACAGAGAGGGUGUCUCUCAGGGAGUGAUCCCUUGAGGCCAAAAUCAGAACCUUCCUGGCCAUUCUCCACGUCUUCACGUUUGGUUCUAGAAGGCCCCUCUCCUGCCAAGAGAUGUUCCUGUGAUGAGGACAUGCCAGGCAGGACCAUAUGCAAGCUGUCCCCUGUCCCAGGAGCCCCUGUCCUGUUUCAGUGCUUUCCUUUGGAGCAUCCUGCCCUGGACCUGUGGGUCAGGAAUGGCACAGGAUCCAGGAUUACUUCACGCAGCACUGACACCCCUGGGGAUGAAGCAGUGGGGCAGGAAGGAGCUGUAUCUAUCCUUGUGCAUCUUUCUCAUGGAUCAACCUCACUUCUCCUUUCCCCCAAACAGGGGGAGAGAGGAUUUAGGCAUAUGCUUUCAGAGAACAAUUUCACACAAUGCCAGCAUGAGCCAGGCUUUCUCUUAGCUGGGAUUGCUGUGUGUCUUUUGAUCUACCAGCUGUAUGUAGUGAGCCUGGCUAGGAGGGUGGAUUUAAUUCUCACAUUUCCCAGUACCUGGUGCAGUGAGAUGGGAAACUUGUGUCAAGGUUGGGACACAAAUAGGGUCAGCUCUGCAUGCUGCAGAGAGGCCAUACACCAGUGCUAGCUGGUGGUCCAGAUACUCAGGGUUAUCCUGAGGAUUCUGUUUCAAAUUUCAGACCAUAAUUUCCCAACUGCACCCAGGGGUCAGCUUGGGAGUCUGAGGGGAUUGGGCUGCAAGACUUCUGGAUAAGAGAAAAUCCCAAACCCAAAUAAGCAUCCCCUGGUUCCCUCAGCCCGUGGCAGCUUUCAGGGGCAGCAGUGAUCCUGCUCAGUUACUGUUUGCCUGCAUUUCCAGCUCCAGGCAGUGCUUGAACCAUCCCAAACUGCUAUGCCUGUUUCCUCUGUUGCUAUGGCUGUAGGUUAUUCACCAUCUCUCACGUACUCCCUCCCAAAAGGACAGAGGAAUAAAAGAAACAAAGUGGGCUUUUUAGCUUGAGGAUUUUCUUUUAAGCUCUAAAGGCACCAGUGUUGACUUUUAGGUUGCCCUGCAAUCCCAUGAUCUGUGGGAAAUGGGAGCUGUGGCAGGAGGCAGGGCUGGGCAAAAAGUAUGGAGAUCUGGAGACAGAUUUGCACAGCAGAAGGCUCACACUAUGGGCAGUCAUGGCUUGAAUGUGACUAGCUGGCCAGUGCACUAUAGGCUUUAAACCACUGCAGUGGCCGAGCUGCAUUCAUGAUCCGGGCUGCAAUCCUGAUCCAGGCUGCUGCUGCUUUCCUGGAUCUGGUAAUUUAUUCCCCUUGGAUCCAGGCUGUGCAGCACGGGUUCCCAAAAUGUAACCCUGUUGAUAAGCUCCCUGGGACUGGCUGCAUGGUACAGCCGUUGUGCCCAGAGCUCAGCAUGGACCGCUCACAGUGCAGAGGAUCAGUGAGCCCUAUGGUGGGAUGAAGGGCUGCUCCUCUGACAAAACUGUCCAGAAUUGAGGUACCCUUCUGAGGCUUUUCUAGGUGGAAUGGUAUCCCUGGGAUCCUUGAUGCAAAUACUGUGGUCAGAGAAGCUCACGUGAGUUGUGUUGUUACUGAUACCAAAGGAAACGCUGGGGCUUCGGAAGGCACCCAUCUGCCUCUGUCCUGUCCUGCAUCCCCAGGUGUUGAGCCAUGUGCUUGUUUUCCCAGAGCUCUGCCUUAUUUUCUGGUUGAUUGCCUUAGCACCACCAUUAGCCUGGAGGAGACGUAACAUGGAGCCUCUUCUGACUUGGGCAUCGUUGGACAAGUUGUCUCCAAAUUGCAAACAGUCCUGCCACAGCACAGCAGGCUGGGGGACUUCUGCUUCAGUUGGUAGGGCUGACAGCCGCUAACACUUUUCCCUUUGCCCCAAAAUGCACAAAGUGCCUCCCUUAAAUAGACAAGGGCAAUAAAUAUAUGCAAUAGUGAGGUGUUGAUUUUGAUCUGACAGGGCUGAUCUUGAGAGUGAACUUGAGAUGUUCACUUCUUGCCCAAUGCCCAGCAUUUUUACCCAUCAGUGGAUGAGAGAGGGCAUUUUAAAUGCACUUUACAUCCUCUACUCGGAGAGGGGAUACAGGGGCUGUUCUCCCCAUUUGAAGACAACGUAAUGACUUGUCCAAAACCUCCCCACAAGCAGGGGGAAGAACCCGGGGUUCCUUAGAAGCAGUCCCUGGUAAGAUGUUUUUUCUCAGCCUUAGAUAUUUUUGUCAGUGAGUACUUUGUACCUCCCUGGUUCUCAGCGCCGAGAACCGCAGAAGGCAAUUUGGAAAUCUCUCCAAAUCCUUUCACUUUGUUCCAGGCUCCUUCUUGUUCCUGAAUAUAUCUCACAGAGCUAAAAGCUGAAAUGGCCAGCGAACGUACAUCAUGUAAAGCGGAGCACACGAGCCUGUGCAGCCGCACUGCAGAAUCGGCCUGAAAAUUGAACCUGUGAGAAAAGAGGAGGCAGAUGCCUUCUCCUCCUGCUUUCUGUGCCAUUUUUGAGGGCAUCUGUGAGAUCUCAAGCCGGCAGCAUCCGUACCAAGGCUCUCUUCUCUGACGUUUCAUCUGUCUGCGGAUUUUUUUUUUUUUCAUGCGUUUUUCCCAAGUGCUUUUUAGCUUGUACGCUCCGUAUUUCCGUGUUGAAACACACCUGUGAAACGGCAGAUUUAACAACGCUUCAGGUGUUUGGUUUUCUUGGUGUUUGGUGUGAAGUGCCUCUAUUUUCAGAGCUGUGAUGUAGCACUUUGAGGACGUAAUCAACAAGAUGGCAUCGUGUCCCUGAAAGCCUUAUGCUGAACACCUAUGACGGAAUACAUAAUAAAACUGCUGCUCCACAAAA